GGUUCUGUAUCAACAACAGAAUCAGCCUAUGGAUGCUUUGCAGGCGUACAUCUGUGCGGUGCAGCUCGAUAAAUCCCAUUCAGCGGCGUGGACCGACCUUGGUCUGCUGUAUGAAACGUGUAACCAGCCAAAAGACGCUCUUACAUGCUACAUCAAUGCAACAAAAACUGCUAAAGGAGGAAUAGUAAAUCCAACUUUGAAUGGAAAAAUAAAGUUUUUGCAGCAACAUCUCUCCAAAAUACCCAUGCAACAUCUACAAAACAAGCCAAAGACAUUACCCAGUAUAGAAGAGGCUUGGGCCCUUCCUAUACCUGCCGAACUUACAUCUAGACAAGGCUCAGGGACACCACACACAGUACAGAAAUCACCUUUGAUGCCACAAUCGGGUGGGGCAAGUCCGUCUCCAGGACAACAGAACUUUGCCGGUCAAGGUCCAAUGCUUGAUGACAAGAAGAAAAAAAUGCAACCUCGGAAAAGGCCAUCAUCAGAAUUGUUGGAGACGAGUCCGACAUCUCAACAAGGACCUCCACAAUUACUGUCACCACAUCAGUUACAGAUACUCCAUCAGUUACAACAAAAUCAGGCGAACCUUGAUCCAGCACGACGCCAGUUACUACAGGAUCUACAACAUCAGGUGUAUUUACAACAACAGCAUGCAAAAAUGCAGAUGCUCAAUCAACAGGGCCAGGGCCAGAUGUCAGGGAACUCUACCCAAUCUGCAGGGAUAUUUGGUGCCCAGCCCCAAGUUGGAUCUCAAUCCCAGCAGCCUUUCUCUCCGCUGGGAACCAGUGCCGAAAUAAGGGGAAACAACCCCAACUCUCAGGGACAUUUGCCAUCAAACAUUGAACGAUUCUCACAAUUUCAUCCAAGCACAAGUGGGAAUUUCACAAGUUCACCUUUAAAAGGACCACCAUUGCCAUCAGGGUUUGACCCUGGACGUUCCCAAGGUCAAAUCCACGGUAACAUUCCAUUUCCAUCAACAUUGUCUCAGGGUUCUGAAGGUGAUUCUAAUUUAUCGAAAUCGCUGGAUAGUGCGCAUACUGUUAAUGAGAAAGACAUUACGGACGUACUGUCGCGGCCCGACCUGGCGUCGUCCAUCGCGGAGGAUUUGUUAAAACAAUUUUCGCAGAGCAGUGAGCAUUCUCAUAGUGAUAUUCAAUCUAGUCAGAGCAAAGUGUCAGCUGACUUGCGAACUGGUGAAAGUAGUUCUGCUGGUGUAGGGAUACAUUCCAGUUCAUCUCAGGAUUUUAAUCUAAGUGCGCCGAGUAUAGAAAAAAUGCUGAAAUUGGACAGUGAAGUCAUUAAAUGUGAUACAGAAUCGGCCAAAUACGGCUCUCUUCCUAAAUUAAAUAUACAUAUGUCUGGGGAACAGAUUUUAAGGGCCUGUAAAGGACUUGGUAAAACUGGUAUAACAACAAGUGUUCUGGGAGACAGACCUCCGCCACGCCCUCCAAGUCCACCCAGGCCACCACUCCCCAAAGAUCAACUCAAUCCCCCAACACCUAGUGUAUAUCUGGAAUUUAAGAAGGACGCCUUCUCUCCAGAACUUCAGCAGUAUUGUCAGUCCCAACCAGUGGUGGUCAUCCGAGGUAUGGCGGGAGCACUGAAACUGGACUUGGGGUUAUUUUCCACGAAAAGUCUUGUAGAAGCCAACGCGGAACAUGCCGUUGAAGUUCGCACACAGAAGAUGCAAGCACCAGAUGAGAACAGGGACCAGUUUGGCAAUAAAGUCUGGCACUGUGACAGCACUCGGAACCACACGUCUAUAGCCAAAUAUGCCCAGUACCAGGCAGCCAGUUUUCAGGAAUCAUUAAGGGAAGAACAAGAAAAGGCUAAAGGAAUAUUUAAAGAAUCUGACAGUGAUUCCAACUCAUCUAUAUCAUCUAAACUUCGUAAGAAGCCAAAAAUGAUAAAGUUUGGAACAAACGUGGAUCUGUCCGAUCAUAAGAAAUGGGAAGUACAACUGAAAGAGUUGGCAAAGUUACCGGCGUUUUGCCGUCUUGUGUCAGGAAGUAAUUUACUCAGUCACAUCGGGCACACAAUCCUUGGUAUGAAUACCGUACAGCUUUAUAUGAAGGUCCCAGGAUCCAGAACUCCAGGUCAUCAAGAGAAUAAUAGUUUCUGCUCUGUGAAUAUUAACAUCGGUCCAGGUGACACGGAAUGGUUCGGUGUACCGGAACAGUACUGGGGCGUUAUUCACAACAUGUGUGAAAGGAACGGAGUUGACUAUUUAUCCGGCUCUUGGUGGCCAGUACUGGAAGACUUGUACGAGGAGGAUGUACCAGUGUACCGGUUUAUACAGAAACCCGGAGAUCUUGUCUGGGUCGGCACUGGUUGCGUGCAUUGGGUACAAGCUAUUGGUUGGUGUAACAACAUAGCAUGGAAUGUUGGACCAAUGACAGCGCGGCAGAUCCAGUCCGGUCUAGAGAGAUACGAGUUUAACAAAUUACAGAACUACAAAUCUAUAGUCCCGAUGCUUCACCUUGUCUGGAGCAUCGCAAAAAAUAUCAAAACUUCCGACCAGAAGAUGUUUGAAACCAUCAAAACUACACUGUUGAAUUCACUACGGCAAGUUCAAUUGACGAUGGAUUUUGUAGAAGCGAUGGGUCACGAGAUAAAGUGGCAUGGCCGCGUGGAGGGAGAGGCUGCUCAUUAUUGUAAUGUUUGUGAGGUGGAAGUAUUUAACAUCUUAUUCGUGAAGGAACAGGAUAACAAGUUUGUUGUGCACUGUCAGGACUGUGCGAAGAAAAUCCACCCGCGACUAGAAGGUUUUGUCGUACUUAAUCAGUAUCGUAUAGAAGAUCUCAUCAACAUAUAUGACAAUUACUCGCCAAGAUCACCAGUAAGCUAGCUUGCGCUGGCACUUUCCUGAGACUUCACUCAGCAACACACGUAAUCAUCAUGCGAUUAUCAUACUGGACAUCGUUUUUUUUUACGAGGACAUUUGACACACAGUGUAAACAGCUUGCCAUCAAGAGAUUAUAUAAUAGCAACACUUUUUACAUCAUACAUGUAUAAUGAGAUAUAAACUAUAUCAUACAUCAGCGGUUUUUAUUAUACUCAUCGAAAAAAACAACACAAUACAAAUCAUGAAAAUAAGCACCUGUGAUGGAACACUAUAUAUUUAAGUUAUUUCAGGUUUUAUAGUCGGUGACAUUGUAUCCUGACCAGUAUUCUACAGUAUAUGAUAUAAUCAUUGUAUCUUAAGCUGCGUAAUAAUAUAUAAUUAUGCUCAUUAUAUUUAUACUUAGGCCAAGUAAAAAAAAAAGUUUCGUUUUUUGCGCCUCCUUUACGUACCCUAUAUUUAUUUAUGAAUUGACGAUUUUGGACCAUUUCUUACCCUCUUUCCUAGAUUUCAAAAUCUGCCGUACAAUAUCUAUUUAAAAUACUAUGAAAAUAAAAAAUUAAAUUAAAAAUAGAAAGAAAAAAAAAAUUGUACCUUUUUGUCCCUUUUUUUGCAGGAGACAGGGAAACAAAACUCUUUUUUUUGGUGUUAUCCUUGUAAUGAGUGAAACACGGAAAAAUGCAUCGUCUGAACAGACCAUUACAUUAAUCACAAAUCAAUACAUCUUGAAUGCUUUGUUUUUCAUUAAAUGUUGAAUAUAGAAACAAUAGACAUAGUCCUCAUUUGUACGUAUACAAAAGAAUAAUGAUACAUGUGUUUUGUGUAGUCAAUAUGAGGUAUUGUAUAUUAGAAGUAGAUUUAUAGCUAAUGUUUGAUACCUUAAGUACAUAGUGACUAGAUGUAACAAAUUAUAGUCAAACCUGUUUUUUAAAGACCACCUCUGAAAUUACGAAUCACCCUGUGAAUAAAAACCAUUUGAGCCGCGUCAUGACAAAACCAACAUAAUUGGUUUGCGACCAGCAUGGAUCCAGACCAGCCUGCGCAUCAGCGCAGUCUGAUCAGGAUCCAUUCUGUUCGCUUACCAGCCAUAUUACAAGUAGAGAAACUGAUAGCGAACAGCAUGGAUCCUGAUCAGACUGCGCGGAUGCGCAGGCUGGUCUGGAUCCAUGCUGGUCGCAAA
Ruditapes philippinarum (Manila clam) is the source of this 4025-nucleotide messenger RNA. RefSeq names its product lysine-specific demethylase 6A-like. Gene Ontology annotation, biological process: regulation of gene expression. Gene Ontology annotation, cellular component: MLL3/4 complex. Gene Ontology annotation, molecular function: chromatin DNA binding; protein binding; histone H3K27me2/H3K27me3 demethylase activity. The record is from RefSeq and is a predicted model, not a curated record. NCBI's taxonomy places the organism in Eukaryota, Metazoa, Mollusca, Bivalvia, Venerida, Veneridae.